Beauveria bassiana ARSEF 2860 is the source of this 1173-nucleotide messenger RNA. RefSeq lists its product as uncharacterized. The coding region runs from base 1 to 1173 and encodes 390 amino acids. The record is from RefSeq and is a predicted model, not a curated record. Lineage: Eukaryota; Fungi; Ascomycota; Sordariomycetes; Hypocreales; Cordycipitaceae. The transcript is spliced from 2 exons.
AUGCCUGAUCUGAAUUCUGUGCCCGCCUCGCCUCGCCCACCAGCAUCGUCGUCACGUCGCCAGUCCGCCAACCUUCAGAUGGCUUCCGCUGCCGCCGCGGCACCAGCCGCAAGCUCCUCGCCAGGAAACCUGACGCCGUCCUCGUCGCUGAACAUUCUUCCCUCCAAUCAGAGCGCCGUGAAUCAGCAGGGAGGCACAGCCGUCUCGUCUCUCCCCUCACCUCAGCUUCCUUCUGCACAGCUCGCCCAGCAGCCAGAUGCCAUGAGCGGUCCCGGGCCUCUGCGCCAUCCUCGUCCCAUGACUACUUCUGAGCUUCACAUGGAGCUCGAGAAAGAACAAGAAAAUCUGGUCAACCGCCUCACCCGCGAACUGUCCAUCCUACGAGCCUCUAACAACGCAUCUGUAGCAUCUAAUGCGUCCUCGGCCUCGGCGGCCACUAGUCAUGACCCUAUCACCGAGACAUCGCUGCUUUCCGGCUCAGGCUUCUCCAUACCCACAACCAGGCGCCACCAUCGCACGUCGUCGACCGCCAGUCAGAGCCACCAGCUGGCCUCUUCCUUUGAUGGUCGCGGCACGCACUUUCCCCGACCCCCGGCGCCGGUACCCCUUUCGAGGCAAGAUAGUAGCACCUCGCGAUCCAGCCAGGCCGCCCCGGGCGGCGGUGUGCAUCUGACCAGCGCCAACGCCGCGGCCGCACCUGGCACGGGGGCCGGCUUGGAUCCCUCGAGCUACUUUCACAAUCAGCGCGUGCCGCACCAUGCCUCGUCCACCUCGGUAGCGGCGACGCCGGGCAGUAGCUUCGGCGGCGAUCACAUGAGCCCAGCGCUCAUGCCCGCGACUGCGCGCUACGAGGAGACGGCUUUUUACCGCAGUGAGCUCGAGACAGCCAAGAAGGAGAAUGAGAUGCUCAAAAAGCGCGUGCGCGAGCUGGAGAAGAUGGUGCGCGAGCGCAGAGAGAGCGGCGCCAGCCGGCAUGUGCGCAGUGAGAGCGUGAGCACCACCGCAAGCGCGAGCGUCGUGCCUAUGGGCGGCUCCGGCAUCGCGGGCCCGCGUGACAAGGGCCGUUCCAGCGCCAGACAGAGCGUCAUGAGCGUCGCCGUGGGUGUCCCAGAAGACGAGGUCAAGGUGGGUGAGAGCGCUGCCAGCUACGCCUCCCGCAACGAAGGUGAAUAA